This is a messenger RNA of Pipra filicauda (Wire-tailed manakin), 9303 nucleotides long. It is a transcript of the gene PRKG1, whose product is annotated as protein kinase cGMP-dependent 1. The record is from RefSeq and is a predicted model, not a curated record. NCBI's taxonomy places the organism in Eukaryota, Metazoa, Chordata, Aves, Passeriformes, Pipridae. Gene Ontology annotation, biological process: protein phosphorylation. Gene Ontology annotation, molecular function: cGMP-dependent protein kinase activity; ATP binding. The transcript is spliced from 10 exons. The coding region runs from base 4585 to 5436 and encodes 283 amino acids.
CCAAACCAGUCUGUGAUUCUGUGCUUCUGUGAUCCCUUAAGAAUCUUGCUAUAUCUUAAGAACCAUAAGGAGAUGGACUCUUUUCUUUAGUGGACACAGAAAUAAGGGGGGUUUUGGGUGUAUUUCUCCCCCCCACCCCGUUUGUGGCUCUCAGGCUCCUUUCAGGUGUGUCUUCUCACAGGCUGGGUCUGAUCCUCACCACCCAAAUGACUUUGUUGUAAUUGUUCCAGUCUUUGCAGAGAUCCAGUGGUUCCCUCUGCAGCAGGACAUGGCCUCAGCCAUGGAUAUAAAGCUGACCAAAGAGCUGUUAAACAAGCAGGUGUCUGUCACCGGGGAGGGCUCCGAAAUUCGGGUUUUAUCCACCCAAACUGUUCCUCUCAGGGAGCUGGGGGUUGGUUCCCAUUUGGUGGCAAUUUCUGUCUGGUUGGCAGCGUGCAGGUGGAAAGGAGCCAAGUUUGCUCUCAGGAUGACAGUUUGCUAACAGAUGUCUAAUGUUUCCCAACACAGUUGGCUCAUGUGAUGGGAAUCGUGAGCUAGUUUAGUAAAGCUGAGCAGUUGGAUAAUUGCAAACCUUUGCUCCUCACAUGUUCUCAUUUAUCCCUUUUAGCUGCCUAGGUGAGAUAGUUGUUUAAUCAUUUUUUUGGUUUUAUUUGUGGUUCUGGGAGGAAAAGUUGGGGUAGCUCUCGGAGUAAUCACCGUGCUAGGAGGUGAUGGCUCACUGAAAUAGUUUGGAACCUCCAGCAGUGCAAGAAGCCACGUGAUUUCCUCUCCCCUUGUGCAUAGCAGGCAUUGCCCAAACGCUUGGCCUGUGGUUCCUGUGCUGCCAUUCCAAAGGGAUGGGACGUGGGUGAUGGUAUUUACUCCUGAGCCCCCUGAUCACUCAGGUUUCUUCCAUGUGAUGCCUCUCCGUGCCCAAGAGGAGCUGGAGCAAGGCAGCUCCUUAGGAGGAUGUGUUUCCUCUGCAGGGAGAGAAAGAGGUGGUGUUGCCAAGGCCCAGCUCUUCCAUGGGAGCACAUGGAUACCCCUCAGGGCAAGGUGGCUGCAGGAAGCCACUGAGGCCUCAGUAGGUCCCUCUGUCAUUCAGAUUUGCGGGAAACCUUGGAGAAGAGCCUGAGGGGUUCUGCAGGAUGCUCCUGUUUCACUUAGAUCUGAAUCCCUCUUUCCCUGUGCUGGUUCCUGAUGUCCCACCUCUCCUGUCAGCCCCAGCUCUGCCAGCCUCUGUUUGCUGUAGGGUAGGUGAUAAGGCCCACUAUCAAUAAGCAAAAAACACCUUAAGAGUGCAUUGGGAAUUGAUUCCUGGCCUCCCACGAGCUCUUGUGGGAAUCGCAGCCUUCGUUUUUAAAAGGUCUUUAUUAAAGAACCAACUUUUCCUUGGUUUUCCCAUUUUUCCCAGGUAUCUUUUCUUUUUGUGUGCUUCCAGCUAUGAUUCUCCCGGCAUUUUGGCCUGUGAGCCAGCACAGUUACCAAAAUAUCCAGAGAAGGGUUCUCUCUUACUUACUCCUAAUUCAGCUAGAGACACACAACCCCAGAAAUCCCAGCCCAGGACAUUCCAGCCUUUCCUCUGUGUCACUCCAGCACCUCACUGACCAUGCCAGGAACGCUGAUCCUGCCCUGGGCUUGCCCGAGGUGUCUUCUCAACACACCUGUCAUUUAUUAAUUUAGGAACUAAAUCACCAGCUCUUCCAGAGGUCAGGAAAGCGUUUUCCCCUCUGGAAAGUUUGGGAACACCAGCACAAGGCUGUGGAUUUAGAAUAAAAUUGAUGGAAGUUUGGGGGUAUUCCAGAGCUGUCUGGUCACAAUCCUGUGCCACAUGCUCUGAGAUGGGAGCAGGGAAGUGGGACCAGAUGCUCUGCUGUGGUCCCUUCCAGCCUGACCCAUUCUGUGACUAUCUCAAGGAUCCUCCUCAGUAUCUUUAUCCUGGUCCAGAACUGAAUGUUUUCCUACAGACACACCAAAAUUAACAUUUAAACUAUUUCUGUAUUUCUUGGCACUGCCCUCCCAGUGCCUUGAAAGAGUCUCUUUACUUUUGGAGGUGAUAAAUAUGCCAUCACAUAUGUUUGUCCCUAUAAAUGUGUGGAGCGAGGAGCACACGCUGGAAAACCUUGGGAGUUUUAGGGGGCAGCAAACUCAGCUUAAGCAAGUUGGAGGACAGGAGGUGAAUUCCUGUUCUCAAUUUCAGGAUAAGGAUCACACCCCAGUUUCUGAUUUAGGAGAUGGCAGGGGAAUAUUUGCAUUUUGAUCUUUCUGUUGGAGUUAUUUAUCCUUAAGCUUUGCAGGACUGAAGUGCAUAACGACUGUAAGUUUGUAGGAAUUUGGUGUUAACGUGGACUUUGACACUUGUAGGUGGGAAUAAAACAGAAUUCAGCUGGGGCUGUUGUUAGUAGGCAUGAGAAGGGCUUGUUUGUUUGAUUUUGCACGUGUUUUGGUUUCACUGUUUAUUUUGGGCAUUUCUUUUGUGUUUUGGAUGCUUGUGGCACCUCUGGAAAAACUGCAUCCAAUCUGUUUCAUCUACCUGCGUGUACAAACUGCACCUGAGCAGAGAGUUAGCCAAGAGAUUUCCAAAAGCAAUCACAAGAAUGCUGCAAGUACAUUUUCUAAGCAAAAUAACACCUGAACACCUCUUUUUACGUGUUCCAGUGAAAACCCAGAAGCUUUCAGCUUGCACAGCCUGGUCUGGUGGAAGGUGUCCCUGCCCGUGGCAGGAAGGUUGGAACUAGAUGGUCUUUAAGGUGCCUUCCAAGCCAACCCAUUUUUUGCCUCCUGACCUGAAGUUUGGCUGUUGAAGGGAAAUCUUCCAUGCUGGGAAUUCACCUUCAUAACAAUUAUAAACCGUUAAGGGUGUUUAACUGGUCUGUACCGGUGCUCUAAUUUUUUAUCCCGAAAAUUAGAGCCGUCUCUUUGCUCUGUCACCCCGAAAACGAUGUGUCUGCUGUGAUUUAGAAGGGGAUGUCUAAACAUGUGGUGGAUUCAGCAGAGGUGUUCUGGUGGCUGGUUUAAUAUGCAGCUCGUGAGGAGCACAGAGCGAUCAAUAACAAGGUUAUCCCAAGUUCAGAGCAGGCUCUGCGCUCAUUGGUUUCCAAAGUCGGAUGCAUCAGGAGCAAGGUCACCCAGGGGAUCUGGUGACAGUAUAAAUAAUAAAGCAGAGCUGAAGUAAUUUGUUGACAGCACCACACCCCCCUCCCCAAGAGAAAAUUGUGCUUUAUUGCAUCGGGUCUGGGGCUCGAUGGCGAGACCUUUCUCAUUUCUUGACACCGAUUUUUCCCCUUUUCGCUUGAAAAAUGAUGGGUCUUUGCUCUCUGUCCCCCAGUGUCAUUGGAGUUUUAAAUAGACUAAGGAAGGUGGUUUGAAGGGAAUCAGUCAGGAAAUCAAUUGCAAGCUGCUAAUGAAAUAGAGACAGGCCGUGACGGACAGGGGACGUUCAAAAGCUGGCCGGGUGGAUUUGUGUGUCCGUGGUUCCCACCGGGAUGGUUUGUCACUCCGUUACCCUGCACGAGUGAAGCCUCCAGGUGAAACAGGUGAUGGUAGUCUGUUAAUUGCUCAAACUAAGUCCUGCAAACCACCCAGCUGCCCCUGUACACCCUCCAUGCCUCCCUCCAUAAUCCAGCCAACUCCCUUUUCCCAUACAAGUCUGUGCUGCCACCGGCCAAAGGUCGGACGCUCGCGGGGACUCUCCGGCAGCUGAAUGUCACAUUUUAUUGAGUGGGUGGAUCCUGUUCAUCCAUUUCCCCUCCGAGCCUUUUCUAAAAAUAGCACAAACCUUAACAAGGAGCUAUUUUGGAGGACUCAUGUUCAUGGGGGUAGUCAUGGGAAGCUUAUUUUGGCAGGCUUGCAUGUGUUUGAUUUGCAUGCUACCCCUGGUCAGGGGCUUUGGUGGACGCCUGUGGGAGCCAGUUGGACACGGGCUAAAGACAGGGAGCAUCUGGAUUUUGGAACCUGGGUUGGGACAGCUACUCCGAGUGAGUUUACAGGAGGAAAAGAAGGGAAGAUAUCCUCAUAGGAAUGUUGAUAUGUGACUGAAGUCAUUCAUUUCAGGCAUUUGCACACCAGCCCACAGCUUAUCGGAUCUGAUUUCAUAAAACCUGGCUGUGAUUUCUCUCCAGGGACCUUAAUGAUCUUGCCAUUUCCAAUAAACAUUUAUAGAAACUACUGCCGGCCUGUGGAUAAGAGAAACUCCUAUGAGAGACUUUUAUCUUCCAAAAAUACUCAAAGACACCAAAAAAAAAAACCAAACCAAAACCCAAAAAAACCAACCAAACCAGGCAGGAGAAGAUCACUUGAAAAUGCCCGGCGGGUGGCUGGAGCUGAAUUGCAGUGCCAGGCGUUUGCUUUGUAGCCAUGCCUAGGGGAGGUUUGCUAUUCCCCCUUGGAAAACCGGAGCGAGGCUGGAACUGGGACCAGCAAAACCCCAUGAGCAAAAGCAAACCCUAAGAGCCCCGAUGGCCACGCGGCAGAUACGAAGCCGAAGCUGCCUUCUUUGCCAACCUGAAGCUGGCCGACUUCAACAUCAUCGACACCCUGGGAGUCGGAGGCUUCGGCCGAGUGGAGCUGGUCCAGCUGAAGAGCGAGGAGUCGAAGACAUUCGCCAUGAAGAUCCUGAAGAAGCGUCACAUCGUGGACACGCGGCAGCAGGAGCACAUCCGCUCCGAGAAGCAGAUCAUGCAGAGCGCCCACUCCGACUUCAUCGUCAGGCUCUACAGGACAUUCAAGGACAGCAAGUACCUGUACAUGCUGAUGGAAGCCUGUCUGGGGGGAGAGCUCUGGACAAUUCUCAGGGACAGAGGUUCGUUUGAGGACUCCACGACCAGGUUUUACACGGCGUGUGUGGUGGAAGCUUUUGCCUAUUUGCAUUCCAAAGGGAUCAUUUACAGGGACCUCAAGCCAGAAAACCUCAUUCUGGAUCACCGAGGUUAUGCCAAACUGGUCGAUUUUGGCUUUGCAAAGAAAAUAGGAUUUGGAAAGAAAACAUGGACUUUUUGUGGCACCCCGGAGUACGUGGCCCCCGAGAUCAUCCUGAACAAAGGUCACGACAUUUCAGCAGACUACUGGUCACUGGGAAUCCUAAUGUAUGAGCUCCUGACUGGCAGUCCCCCCUUCUCAGGCCCAGACCCCAUGAAGACCUAUAACAUCAUAUUAAGGGGAAUAGACAUGAUUGAAUUUCCAAAGAAGAUUGCCAAAAAUGCUGCUAAUUUAAUUAAAAAACUAUGCAGGGACAAUCCAUCAGAAAGAUUAGGGAACUUGAAAAACGGCGUGAAAGAUAUCCAAAAGCACAAAUGGUUCGAAGGCUUUAACUGGGAAGGGUUACGGAAAGGGACACUGACUCCUCCCAUAAUACCAAGUGUCGCAUCUCCAACGGACACGAGCAACUUCGACAGCUUCCCGGAGGACAGUGACGAGCCACCCCCUGACGACAACUCAGGAUGGGACAUAGAUUUUUAAUGUCUUUCUCUUACCUGCUUCUGCCUUGCUGAGGACAGCUUUCCUGGGACGUGGCUGCCAGCGAAACCGAGAGAACGGAACUGGGGAGGAUUCGUGCUCGGGGUCACCAUGAUGCCUUGAUUGAUGCUGCUACAGGAACUCCAGUGGCAUUAGGACUUACUGCUUAGAUGACAAUAGUGCUCUUCAUGUUUUCUGUUCGAACACAACCUGGGGGUUGACAUGGUGGUCCUGACACAGAGCCUUUCACCGGUAGAGAAACAUGUUUUCUGUCACCGCCGAGGUCUUGCUACGCUCUUAAUUAUCAAGGUCAGGAGAUACAUUGUGUAAGACACACCCAAUUGUAGCUGCGAGGUACUGGCUUUAUCAGUAGGAUCAGUAGUAAUUUAUUCAGUGCUGUAGCCAAAUACAGUGCAGGAUUUGGGCUAUUCCCACCCUCCCAGCUCCGCAGGGCUCCCUCCCAGUGUCGGAGCGGAGGAGGCCACGGCGGGCCCGGCCAAAGAGUUCAUGUCAAAGCAGUGGUGAAAUGUGUCCUUUUCCUUUCUGAGCAGAACCACAACAAGACUGAAUGUUACCUUUCCUCUUUGGUUUGGAGAGUUUUUUUUUUGUUGAGCCUGGUAGAACAAAAGCACAACUGCUCGAGAUCCUGUGAAGGCAGAUAUGGGUCAUUUCUCUCACGCUGCAACACCACCUUUGGGGUUUGUUUUUCCUUUCCCUUGGUACAAAUACAUCCCUGAAUGAAAACAAAAAUCAGGAAACUAAUCUGUUUGACAUAUAAAACAGUGCUUGGAUCACGGUCCUGUAACAAGGCGGCAGCAGCCCACUGGUCUUGUCGAUUUAGGCAUAAAAUUAAGCUCGACUUUGACCUCUUCAGAACCCAAAGGGAAAACAUAAGACCUGUAAUGUCCUUUUUAGGUGCUAUGUCCAUCCCUCACCUGGUCACUCAACCACCUUUUGAGAGAUAUGUAGCAAGAGGCUUCGUUCUCCGUCGCUCUUGGAUGAUCCCACGUCUCCAUGUCUCCAUCUCCUCCGUGUUUAGUGCAGAGCUCAUUAAAAGCCAAGUACUGGGCCAGUUUGCUGGCUCUGGUGUAAUAUUGCCUGUAAAAAUGGAAUCCUGAUGCCUCUCCGGGCUAAGGGAAGUCCAUGGAAUUAAAUGGAAAAGCGAUAUUGGAUGUAUUUGUGCAAGGUCUCCGUGUCACCGGCGCGAGUUCCCCGAUGAUCACAUUUAGGGCACUGUAAUGGCCACAGUCAUCGUGUGGAAAAACAACCUGGGGAAAACAGUAUCAGGAUAUGCUUUUCCCUGACUUCCACUGCUUUUCCUUUGCUUGAAUACAGUCUCCUCUGAUUUAUAGGCCAUAAUUCCGUCCUGGAUGCCCGUUUGUUGACUUCAAGUAUCCCGUUAUCCAACAAAACCCAUCAGGUUUCGGUCUCUCUAGGACCUCAAAAAAUCAUAGCAUCAUAGAAUAAUGGAAUAGUUUUGGAUUGGAAGGGAACCUAAAGACCCUGUCAUUCCAAGCCCUGCCAUGGGUGAGCAGGUGCUGCCCCGUUUCAUCUCAGCGCUGCCCGGAGCUGAGAGUGGGGAGAGCAGCUCUUGCUGAGAAGGACUUUUGCCCACAUACUCCGUGGAAAAUGUCUGUUUUAACAGUAAAAUAUUAUUUCCCUGAUGCUAAAUCCCAACUCUUUCCCAUGUUUCUGAUGAAAGCAACUUCACAGAGUGUAUUGUUUGACAGCGUGGACCGUGUCCUGCUGUUUGCCAGCAGACAUGAGCUGGCUCACCUUUGGAACCAGUCUGUGGCACAGGAUUUCCUUCCCUGUUUUCCAGAGGGUGAGGCAGCAGAGCUGGCACAGUCACUUCAGGCUAUUUCUGCUGUUCUUUAAUCAUUGGAACUUUGUCUGCCUUCCAAACUGCCGGGAAAAGGCAGUAGCUCCUGGCUUUUCCACCUUUAUCUGAGGGAUGGACGACCCUGAGAGCCAAGGCUGAGCACUAGGGCUAAAAUAUCCACCAGGCAUCUGAGAGAACAGGCCUAGCAGCCAAAUUCUUCACUCACACCCCCCUGGAGUUUCACUCAACAAGGAGAACUUUCUGUAGGAACGUAGAGAGGAGUUUGUCCCAAAACGAUGACACUCGUGCUGUGGCAGGCAAGGGGUUGCUGGGUGGCAAAAGCACCACGAGGAUUUGGGGGGCAACCUGAAAACACGACAGGAAGGAGGGUUUGAAAUGGGCUCUUUUUCUUUUUCCCGUCCCUUUUUCCCUGUGCCAAGCACAGGAAUCAAUACCUGUACUGAAUAUGAGUUUAUUUUGAUAUCAAACCCCUCACUCGACUCCCAUCACCUCUCCCAAGCAUUAACACCACACUAUGUAUAUGAUAAAAGCCUUCAUUUAUAAUAAUAUAUUUAAGUUGCUUUAUAUAUAUAUAUAUAUAUUCACAACAAGGCAUUGCCUCUGUGUUUCCACUUUGUGUCCUUAUUUCUUUGUCUCCUUCCCUAAUCUAUGGGAGGAGGGUGUAUUUAGGCUCCCAUAUUCCAGCUGAAAUCAGCUCCCAUAUUUCAGAGCAGGGUGUUGAUUGGUGUCAUGACCACAUGGCUGAUCCGUAGCUUCUCCCAGCGCUGCAUUUCCCACAGCAAACUCUUCUUUACCAACAGGACCACGAGCGACUAUUUCUGUAAAUAGGUAUUUUCGUGUCGGUAUUUUGUGGUACACAUUGAACUUUUUGUUCUUUUUCCAGCCCCAUGGCAUUAUUCCUUCAUUUCCUUAUUUGUAAUGUAAUGUUUUUAGCUCAAGGUAGACUUGAAUUAAUGUCAUAUUUGUCAGUAUUAUUAAACUUUAUGUCAACUGUCCUGUUAACUCAUCCGUCCCAUAGUUUGAGAACAUGACUAGCUAUCUGGCAUUGUUGCAAGUGCCUUAAAUCCAUGGCAUCUUAUAAAAAAAAAAAAAUGACAAAUUUGGUGUUAUGCUGCAUGACAAAGACAAACACACCUCAAACUGUCGUCCUUUCUUAGCUUGCUGCGUUUUACAGUUCUUUCUUGCGACCGGUUUCUAAGCCUUUAUUAUCUAAAACUGACGAAUUACAGAAAUGAUGAAGUCGUUCUCUUAUUUCUGUUCAAUGUACCAGAGCUGUGUAUCUGUUAAUGAGAUACAGAGUCAUUUCUGUGAAAUGUAUAAAUGUUUAUGUGCGGGUCGAAUUCCUCUCUGACGUCCUAGCAGUCCGUAGACAGGUAUUCCUGUUCCGCCGAGCCCUGCAGAUCCCACCCAUCGUGCCGUCCCGUCUUACACGCCCCCCCCCUCGAGGAAUCUCCCACCUGGAAAAAAAUCCACUCGCUGUAAACCCAGCCUGCCUUUUUUUUUUUUUUUUUUUUUUUGCCCUAAAACCCCGAGGCAAAGGCGCAGCUCGUUUGCACCACUCAACAAAACAGUGCUUUCCCCUCCCCGGUCCCCUCCGUCCGCAGCCACCGCCCGGACGAGCCCUCGGUGCUCCCGCGGAGCUGCCAAGCUGGAAGCUCCUCAAUCCGCAGCUCCCCAGCCCUGACACCGAGACUUGGGCGCCUUGAGGGCUUUCUCAGCAAAAGGGGAAAUUCCCUCUCACCCCGACCCCGGCUUAUGCUGGUUUUUACACCAUCCCUUUGGUUUGUAUCCUUAUUUCCCCCAGCUUUCUUCUUCCACGGGAGAGGUUUUGUUUGUCGGACAGAUGUCGGUCACCCCCCCCCGCUCGGUGGCCGCUUGCACUCUUUUGAUGUUGACUGAAGAACUUUGGGGUUUUUUUUCAUAAACUUUAACUGCUUUUGUUUGGCUCUGUACUUUCCCUGCAGCUGUAAUUGCCGAGUGCCUGUUGUAUACUUUAUAGAGUUGAAAUAAAAAUAAUUACUUUUGAA